AUGAACGUCCUCAUAAAGGAAGAGGAGAAAGUUUCGUAUGUUUACAAAGACAUCCCGAUUCCACAAGCUGGCAAAGGAGAACUGCUUGUAAAAGUACUCAAAGUGUCCCUGUGUGGUUCGGAUAUUAUUUUAUAUGAAUGGAAUGAAGGUAAAGUAAACACCUGAAUAAAUAUUAAGGGAACGGCUUACCGGGGCAUGAUAUUAAACUUAACGUGAAGCAAAAAAUUGUAUAUACCCUUUAGUACAGUGUUACUGCCUUCAAGAUGGAUGGUUAAUCGUAUAUUUAUCGCAAUGCUACAGCGCAAGUCUUUGGCAAGCAAGUAUUAUGAUGCUAAUUUUAAAGAAACCAAUUCAUGAUUCGGAUGAAAAAAAUCAGGUGACGCGACGUGACGUACUGAUAGGGUUUUGUCCCAGGGUACCACGCCUCUCCCCAUCCCCCUUUUCAGUGAAAUUUUAUUUUGUUUUUAAAGAACUUUCAUCAGUAAAAUGAAUAGUAUCUAUAUAGCUUGCAAGUGUCCCGCCCCCUUCUCAGCCUUCUUUCUAAAUUUUCGCAUCCGCCCCUGGGCUGUAUAACAGUACUGUUGGACUGGACUGGUGAAUGCCAGAACUGUCAACCUAUUUGUUCCGAACUGUUAUAAAACCACUAAGUUUCUUUUCUUUUACUUUAGCUGCAAAGACAAUAGCAACAUUGCCAUUUAUCCCUGGGCAUGAAUGUGUUGGAGAGGUAUUAAGACAGAAUACAUCUGACAAUUGAGUAAUUUUAAUUUUCAGGGGACAAAAACCUCGUACCAGAAUAUUUUAAGCCAUGUCGCAUUCUUUGUUACACUUUUCACUGAGAGCUGUGAAUGUAAAAAGUUAUAUGAAAUAGCUCCAAAGAAAAGGUUCUUAUUGGAGCCCAAGGAAAUAAAUUCCAUAUUUCACGGGAACUGAGAAAACAAACUCCAUGUAAAAUUAAAAUUACUCAUUUUCCAAAUGGGAUGCUUGUCACCUCACUAAGGGGUGUAAAUUACAGAUUAUGGUCUCACAUGUACGUAUGUGGUGUUUGGGAUGGAAAGUCACUAUAUUUGCCCAUUCAAGUAUCACUUAGGGCUGUGCAUAAAGAAAUUUACAUAUAAAGCCUUCACUGGAUACUGAUAACCUUUAGUGGUCAAGGACUUAGGAAGGUUGGAUUGUGAGGGGGAGCCUGGGGGAGACACUCCAUAAAGUUUUAUGCAGGGGCAUUCCAUGGCCAACUCCAACUUCUUAUACUUUUUAAACCAUUUUUGACAGAAAACGUGGCCCUUCCUAUACCUUCUAUUGACACGUUGUACCCCUUUAAUUUACAUACUUAGCUAGUUUAGAAUGCUUCAUCUCUUUUAACUGCUGUAAAUGCACAGUGUUUUAAGAAUGAAAUCAUAAAAAAUCUCUAAACCAGGAAGUUUUCAUUGUUUUUUUCACAGCCAUAAAAGGCAUCUGUUAACCUCUUUUAGAACCUUUUAUUGACAUAUACUUCAGCUAGUGAAAUCCUUUGCCUUUCAUAUACCUCAGAAACCUGUAAAUGGUUCCCCUCCUGGGCAGAGCCUGCACUUACAGGCCAUUAUAGAAAGUACCCCCAGGAGGGGGGGGGGGGUGCUUAGAUACAAGGUUUUUAACUGAAAUGAAGGAAUACAGUGGAAGCUCUCCGAACAUACGCUCUUGUAAGGGGAUAGCCUGCGCGCAGACGAAAUUAAACUCUGGUUAACUCCGUCUGCGAAACAGCGCCGAAAUCCUUGUUCUGGACUUCCAGCUGUGUACCCAGAUUUGAGUACGCGCCAUGAUUGGCCAGUUAAAAAAGGCCUUUGUUUUGUUUGUCGUGAUCGCCAAUCAGGUUGAAGGGGAAUUCGAAACGCACUUCCGGUAAUUCGUUGAGUCCGUUGGGGGUCCAGAACAAGGAUCUCUACGCUGCUUCGCAGAUGGUACUAAUCAGAGUUUAGUUAUCGUCUGCACGCAGGCUAGUAAGGGGACAGCCUUCACAAAACCCUGUUUUUCUCAUUCCCUAUACAAACUCUGUAUUUUUACAUUCCCUUAAGUUAGUGGUCAGCUCCAGUUAUGGUCACCUUUUUCGCAUCCUGAGGGUGUCCAUUCAUGAGAGCUUCCAUUGUGGUUGGUUUAAGUAGGGUAAGUAUAUGUGAUAUUAGAAGCAGGAAGCACCCUUAUGGGACCCUCUGGAUACACCCUGGAAAUCACUCUCAAUCUUGUGCACAAUUUUUUCUUUUUUUCACAUGUAUAUGUUGCGGUUCAAUCUUAUCCUUCGGUUAAAUUUUAUUUUCUUUUGUUUUGGAGUAUAGUAGUGUAUGAUAAUGAGUUUAACAACACAUAAAUAUUAUUUUGCCUUCUUAAAAAGUGCAGACUGUAUGUGCAGCUUAUUGGUGUGUGAACCUUCAUCGUGUCAAACUAUCACAAUUUGGGCUUUUGUAGGUUGUUCAAGUUGGUCCUGAUUGUGACAAGAAAUUUUCUGUUGGACAGCGUGUCUGCUGUGAAAAUCACUUUUAUUGUGGAAAGUGUUAUCAAUGUUUACAUGGUAAGACAUUAUCCAACAAAAAAUUAAGAGCAAUGAGUGUGACAAGUAAAUUGUCGUGGAAGUUUUUAUUAUCUCCAUUUUUAAUAAUUAUUUUAAUAUUAUGAUGCAGCUGUUUUACAUUUGUCUAGUACAGAUUUACGUCAUAUCUGCCAAAAUCUUAAUCAGUUUGGACAUGGAAGAGGUACUAUUUAUGGAGGUAGGGUAGAUUGAAUGUUGACCUACUUACUUAUUAAAAAUCAAUCUGCAAUGCUUUUCAGUUUUAGAGAAUCAAGUCAGGCAAUCUUAAAUCAGAAUGAUCGACAGACCUUCAACUCAUAAAAUCUUUGUUUAGACCCUGCACUGUAAUUUGUGAUAAAUGUUCUGGUCUUGUUCAAAGUCAACACCAUAAAUAUAUUGUUGAUUGAUUUUAAUAAUAUGCACAACAUGUAGCUCAGCUCUAUAGUCAUCUGGCGCUGAAUCAUAUUUUGCAGGGUUUGCUCAGUACACAAUCAUUCCAGCUGGCUACUGUUACCUGCUGAAAACAAACCUGGAUGUGGACAGAGCUUGCAUACUGGAACGUAAGAUCAAUGUUAUAUAAUAAGUUGCAAUAAUUGAAUAACAUUAUUCCUCUUGCCCUCCUCUGAAAGCUAGGAUUUAAUUGAAGCUACUAAUCAUGAAGUAGAGAGAACUGGGUUUCUAAGAGAAUGACUGCAGAUGAUUGUCUGUCCAAAUAUGACUUAAGUCAGCGUGUUACACUGUAAGUAAGCUAAAUGUUGCUUGACGUAUGGCUUCAGGUCCAGUGUUUUCUUUAUUUUUUCCCAGCAUUUGGUGUCGCACAUCAGGCUGUGGAAGAAGUCGACCCUGCUGGGGAUACUAUACUUGUUCAAGGUGUAGAUUUUGUUUUCCACAAGUAACCUAUAUAGAGAUAAGGGGGUGGGGUAUGAACACAGGCUAAUAUGGUCGGGGGUGGGGUGGGGUGGGGUGGGCCUGGAAAUUCAUUGAAUUAGAUGUAACACUUAAAAAAAACUUUUGAUAGUUUUCCUUUAGUUUUGUUGACUAUUAAUAACUAGUUCACUUUUGUGAUGAUGGAAUUGCUGACUGAACUUGACCUUUUUGUAUCAUUCUUUGUUGUAGGGUGUGGCCCUAUUGGUUUACUAGCAAUUGGAAUCGCCAAGUGCAUGGGAGCUAUCAAAAUGUAAGUAUUGGACAGGCUUAAAAGAACACUGAGUUUCAACCAUUUGCACGGGCACAAAACUGCCCGAAAAGUGCCCCUCAAUCCUUGCACCACUUGUAACGUCAUCACAUUUUUUUCGUUCGACGGAGGGAGAAAGCCGGGCUAGAUUUACCCCUCUUCUCUAGCACCCAUCAUAGUUGCUUACAAAUCUCUUAAAGGUCGCUCGUACGUAUCUUGCAUUAGAGGGGUUACAAUGGAACCCGGCCAGACGCGGCUUCCUUGUUGUUAUGCAACUUUGAUUUGUCUGGGGCGGCUGAGUGAAAUUUUCAUACACCAGGGACAGCGACGAUAAUAAUAUUAAUAAAACUCGUAAAAAAUGAAUUCGCGUUGUUUCAAAGAAAAAGAGUAGCAGUAAUGUAGUGUUUAAAGAGUAGAAAGUUACAGACGGAAAUAAAUCUUGAGACGUAAUAACGAGAUUUUCGUUGUUUAAGAUUUGUAGUGUGUUCCUUUCUGAUUUCCUAUUAUAAACGAAAAAAAGGGGCCUUGAAAUAUUAUCCUACCCUGCUCUUUCGACAAUAUCGGCACCUCGCUAAUACGGGCAAAUUCUAGGCCUGUUAGAGACCGUAUUUACGAGGUUCCAUUAUUUUAGUCGAGCGAGAAGUAGAAGUAUUUAUUUUGGUCUAGGACGGAGCUUGUGAGAGGGGAAAAAAUAUCUGAUAAAUAAUUUUUUCCCUCUCUUCUCUCCUGGCACUCGACCACUUGUAUAUUCUUACGCUUCAUGCAUGGCAAGGGUUGUAAAAGUGGCACUAGUCGUCGCGGGUAAAGAAAUUUUUUUCUCCAUGGUUUUUUUUAGUAAUUAUAAGUAAAAGUAAUUUGGUUACAAUAUUUUUUUCAUUUUUUUAUAUGACAUUGUACGAUUCCUACAAUUACAUUAUUGUAUUGAUCAUGAGUUGCUUUGUAUCCAUGUUUUUUCGCCCUUGUCUGUUACAAGUAAAGGGAGCGCCUUGUUAUCUCAUUCAGUAAAGGGUACGAGCUGUACGACAAUAAACAAUGAUUGGAUGAGGCCGAGUAUGACGUGAAUUAUUAUAGAUCGAGGAGAACUGGAUCUGAGCUAAUCAGAAACGGCGAAAUAUUUUGAAUGAAUAACUAUAUAACAUGCAUUGCACCGUAUUCUUCCCUCGUCAGUAUUGCAACGGAUAUCAUGGCUGAUCGACUUCACAAAGCAAAAUUAAUGGGUGCAGAUGUCAUUGUUGAUGGAAAAACAGAAAACCUUAAGGAAGCUGGUUUGUAUAUUGUUCACCGUACGAAAAAAUUAUUACAAGGUCGUAAAUCAAAUUAUCGCUACACCCUGUUGGUCUGUUACAAUUAAAACUAUUCGUAGUUUUUUUUUUGUAUGCAGCGAAGUUCACAUACUAGAGAAACUUCCGUAAACUCUCUGUUUCAUAGGUCUACCUUUUUAAAAAAUUCUGCUCUCAUAAAGUCUGUUGGACCCCCCAAAACGCUUUACGUUCUUGUAAUACACCUUAGUUUGAGAAUUUGCAAAACUGAAUCUUGACAAGAACAAAGCAAACAAAAAGGACGGUUUGGGACAGUAUGGUUCUUUUUUUACCAAUAUAUUUUUGGUUUCCUAAAACUUGCUGUCUUUUUUUUUUCUUUUUCGGAUUUUACUGUGGAUAACAUGCUUUUUCAUUUACUUUUAGUUUUCAGAGAAACAUCGGGAGACGGUAUUGGUUGUCUUCUCGAAUGUUCCGGGGCGGCGCCUUUAGUCAACAAUUGUUUUUCGUUACUAAGGUCAGUGGAUAUUGUGAUGUGUUAAUGGACUAUAUAAGCAUGGUGUAUGACUCGCUCAUUUUACACAACAGGUCGGUAGAGAACAGAACACAAAGAUGUCUCUGUGUAGACGGAAUGCUCGAAAUGAAUUCAGGUCGGAGCGCCAUACAGAAUAUGUAUAUUAGUAGAUUUGAAGGCCAGUAUUCGUGGUCCAUCAACACUCUUGUUUUAAAACCUUCUCGAUUAAUUUGGACGGUUGCGUUUUACGGGGGAUUUUCUGCACGAGAGUCGUCAAGCUCUGCGUCGAACGGAAAAGUUUUCACGUCAGGCGCGCCCUACGGAAAUCGCUGCCUAGUGAUUCGCAAGUCGCAAUAAAUCACGCCAAUAAACCCCCACGAAAUCGCAAAAUUCCCAGGAAAAUGUACUAGCGUAUAUUUCUAAAAGACUUGACACGCUAAGCCGUAGAAAAAUUGGACAAGACCAGCUGAAGACAAACUGUUGAUUAGAAGCUAAGCUAAAACUCCGUCCAAAAAUCACUUUGUAAACAAAUGACUCCUUCUGUGAGCAUGGCGUUCCAUUCGUGAUAGGAACUAAUAAUCGCUGAUGUAUUAGACCAAAAACCUCAAGAAUGUGUAUUGCUGUUAUUAAUUUAUCACCUACGACAGUUGUUCUUUUCAGUGUCAACUUGAAGACGCGUUUUUAGUAUUUUGGUGUCAUGUAAUGUUUUAACCGUACCUGGCUUCCAAUACCACAUUUUAGAGCAAGCCGUGUUAAUGCGCACGUUUUCUUUACUUGUAAUAGGAAAGGAGGACGAGUCGUUCUUGUAGGACUUCUCAAGGUAAACUGGCUUUGUAAGAUAAAUAUCGAUAGAAGUAAAUACCCAUGGCAAGAUUAAUCCUCAUGGUCUUCGCAACCCUUCACGUUGUAUUCACACUGGAUCCCCUGCAAGGUGCCUGAGUACAAUCCUCGCCGGGAUUCCAAUGUGGCCACUGCUUUCUCUCAAUUACUCAGCCGGCCAAAAGUUGUGCACCGCGGGCAAGAGCCUGGCGGAGUACGUGGUCAACAACUGGGGUCAAUUCAGUACAUAUGUAAAUGCGCAAGUGUAACUUUGCUUUAGAGUCUGAGAAACCUUGCCACACUCGUAAAUUACACGUGUUAAAAGUUCAAUUCAAUUUGCCCUUGUGCUCAUCAGGCACCAAAAAAGUGGAAAACAAAAAAUAACAUUUUGUAUGAUAGGAAUUAGUUCACAAGCAUCAGCAAGAAGAUGAGCUUUUAGGUGUUGGUUCAUUUUCUCGUUUAGAAUUUCAGAUAAUUUAUUCGAAAGAACUUGUUCAUUUUUUUCUUAAAUCAGUGCUAACUUGUCAAAUUCUAAAAGAGUUAUUUUAAUCACAAAUCAAAAAUAAAGAACAGUAAACGCUAAAUAAUUCACUUAUGGCUACUGUAUAGCGCUUUUUAAAAUAAAUUUGAAAUCAAUCUUAGCUUCCCAACGCCGUAUAGUAAACCGUUUUUUAUUAAAAACUGUUGAUGCCACAGAACAGCAAUCAAUGUUAAUGUGAAUCUCAUUUCACUUCUUUAAAGCAACCUCUUCAUGUUGAGAACUUCCUUCAAGAUGUAUUAUUUAAGUCCUUAACAUUGAAAACCAUUCACGGGAGAAAGAUAUUCAGUACUUGGGAAAAAUCUGAAGAGCUCUUAUUCAAUAACAAGUAA
Porites lobata is the source of this 7169-nucleotide messenger RNA. The record is from the annotation of a GenBank genome assembly. Lineage: Eukaryota; Metazoa; Cnidaria; Anthozoa; Scleractinia; Poritidae.